This is a messenger RNA of Drosophila yakuba, 369 nucleotides long. Its product is annotated as histone H2A. Gene Ontology annotation, molecular function: DNA binding; structural constituent of chromatin; protein heterodimerization activity. Gene Ontology annotation, cellular component: nucleosome. Bases 67 to 354 code for a protein of 95 amino acids. The record is from RefSeq and is a predicted model, not a curated record. NCBI's taxonomy places the organism in Eukaryota, Metazoa, Arthropoda, Insecta, Diptera, Drosophilidae. The transcript has a single exon.
CCGGGGUUCGGCCAGCAUUCGUGUUCCGUGUGUAAAGUGAACUAAGUGAAAUAAACGCAAAGCAAAAUGUCUGGACGUGGAAAAGGUGGCAAAGUGAAGGGAAAGGCAAAGUCCCGCUCCAACCGUGCCGGUCUUCAAUUCCCUGUGGGCCGUAUUCACCGUCUGCUCCGGAAGGGCAACUACGCCGAGCGUGUUGGUGCAGGCGCUCCAGUUUACCUAGCAGCCGUAAUGGAAUAUCUGGCCGCUGAAGUUCUGGAGUUGGCAGGCAAUGCUGCUCGUGACAACAAGAAGACUAGAAUUAUUCCGCGUCAUUUACAGCUGGCCAUCCGCAACGACGCACUAUGGGAAAUUUGACCCCUUUUUCUGGCC